This is a messenger RNA of Trachymyrmex cornetzi, 771 nucleotides long. RefSeq lists its product as uncharacterized. The record is from RefSeq and is a predicted model, not a curated record. Bases 1 to 771 code for a protein of 256 amino acids. NCBI's taxonomy places the organism in Eukaryota, Metazoa, Arthropoda, Insecta, Hymenoptera, Formicidae. The transcript has 5 exons. Gene Ontology annotation, cellular component: plasma membrane. Gene Ontology annotation, molecular function: olfactory receptor activity; odorant binding. Gene Ontology annotation, biological process: sensory perception of smell; detection of chemical stimulus involved in sensory perception of smell.
AUGGAUUUCUUUGACACGCGCUAUUUUAGGAUUAACAAGUUCUUUCUGUCUUUCAUCGGUCUCUGGCCAUAUCAAACAUCCUUCAUAAAGCUUCUAACUCAGUCGUUCGCCAUAUUUGGCGUUACAAUAAUGUGCGCGCCACAGAUUGCAUAUAUGUUCAAGCAUGUGGAUGAUUUGGAUAAUAUGUUCGAGCUCAUGCCAAUUCUAGCUGGCACAGUGAUAUGUAUUGCAAAAAUCACCAGUCUGACUUGCAAUUCCAAAAUGGGGCUUCUGCAACAUAUGCAAGAUGAUUGGAACAAUCUAUUGGUCAGUGAGGAAACGCAAAUUUUAACGCAUUAUGCUGAAAAAAGUCGAAAACUCAUGUUGGCAUAUUCAAUUAGUGUAAUCGGAUUUGUAUUCUGCUACGCUUUGUUACCUCUCACCGGACCUGUAUUUGACAUCAUCUUACCUCUGAAUGAAACAAGACCGAGAAAACUGCCACAUCUCGCAGAUUUUGUCAUUCUCGAUCAAGAGAAAUAUUAUUACACACUUUUGCUGAUCUUGUAUAUUGGUUAUGUUGUAUGUGUUUCGAUCGCGGUAGCUGCCGACAUUUUGUACAUUUUCUUAGUGGAGCAUAUUUGCGGAAUGUACGACGUAUUGUGUCAUCGCCUGAGGAAUUUAGCAGCACACGAUGAUUCACGAUGGAUAGACGAUGAUUACAUUCACGAGAAAAUCGGUCGAUAUGUUCGACAUUGCAUUCAACUACAUGAAAGAAUAAGAUUGUUGGUGUGA